AUGUUCUCGUUCCUACUCUGCAUUUCUAUCAAGCAAGGAAAACACGAAAUCGAGAGUAGCGAGUGGUAUUUCUUGCUCACUGGAGGUGUAGCGCUCUCUGAACCGCCUCCGAAUCCGGCCAAGCUGUGGCUAAGUGACAAACAGUGGGCCGAAUUCUCGAGACUAAGCGCACUACCAGCGUUCCAAGGCAUCAUCGAGGAUUUCGUCGAUAACGAGGACCAAUGGAAGGCUGUGUAUGAUAGUCCAAUCGGUCAUACUCUCCCGUUCCCCGGUGUGUUAGGGAAAGUUAGUGAGUUCCGUCGACUACUCGGUCUACGAUGUAUCCGUCCUGAUCUUCUCGUCGUUGGAAUUCAGCAGUUCCUGGUCAAGGAAAUGGGUGAAAAGUUCGUCAAACCUCCGCAGUUCGAUUUGGUGCUCUCUUACUCGGACAGCAGCGUGUCGUCGCCUUUGGUGUUCAUCUUGUCGCCUGGAUCCGAUCCGAUCAGCUCUGUGCUGAAAUUUGCCGACUCGCUUCGUCAAAGAGCAGAAACGAUUUCUCUUGGUCAAGGUCAAGGCCCCAUUGCCGAGCGUAUGAUUGUCCGUGCGCGUGAAGCAGGCUCUUGGGUUGUGUUGCAGAAUUGCCACUUAGCACCAAGUUGGAUGCCAGUGAUGGAGAAGAUUGCGGAGGAUAUUAAGCUUGACAACACACAUCCAGAUUUCCGGUUAUGGUGCACAACGUACCCGUCCGAUGUUUUCCCCGCAGCUGUACUGCAAAAUGGAGUUAAAAUGACGAACGAACCGCCACAAGGUCUUCGUGCAAACCUCAUGAGCUCGUAUAUGUCCGACCCCAUAGGUGAGCAAGGGUUCCUGGAAUCUGUGGUCAAAGGCACAGAGUUCCGUGUACUUCUUUACUCGCUGUGUUUCUUCCACGCUUUGGUGCGUGAACGUCGCCAGUUUGGUCCUUUGGGCUGGAAUAUUCAGUACGAAUUCAACGAGUCCGACCUGAGCAUCAGUAUUCGUCAACUAGCCAUGUUUAUCGAUGAAAACGCGCAGUUGCCGCUACGUGCGUUGAAUUACUGCACCGGUGAGUGUAAUUACGGUGGGCGUGUGACGGACGACAAGGACCGACGGACACUUAUGGCUAUGCGCUCGGAUGAACGAGGGGUCUACACAAUGCCGCCUGAUGGUGACUAUGAAUCGUAUCUUAAGUUCAUUGAAAGUUUGCCGCUAGUGGCUCCUCCGGGAGUGUUUGGACUGCACGAUAAUGCAACGAUCACGAAAGAUCAGAAUGCAACAGCCAAGCUCUGUCGCGACGUGCUACUUACUCAAAGUUCGGGUGGUGGCAGUGAAGGCAGUAGUGGAUCAUCCCAAGAAGAACUCGUCGAAGUCGUAGCCAACGAUAUUUUGUCACGUUUACCGCCGAACUUUGACAUGGAAGUCGCGCAGAUCCGAUACCCAGUGCGUUGGGACGAGUCGAUGAACACGGUGCUCUGUCAAGAACUCGUACGCUUCAACAACCUCAUGUCAACUAUCCGCUCGAGUCUUGAAAGCUUGCAGAAAGCCUUAAAAGGCCUCGUGGUCAUGUCGGCAGAGCUCGAAAAUGUAUCCAAGAGCUUGUUCUAUGGAAAAAUCCCAGCACUGUGGGCGUCCAAGUCGUACCCUUCGCUGAAGCCACUCGGUAGCUACGUGACGGACUUACUGGAGCGCAUUGCGUUCUUCAACACGUGGCUACUGGAAAAACCUCCGGUUGUGUUUUGGAUCUCGGGUUUCUUCUUCACGCAAGCGUUCUUGACUGGUGCCAGUCAGAACUACGCGCGAAAGUACACUUUGCCAAUUGAUCAGCUGGGGUUCGACCACGAACCGAUGCCACGGAAUGACUACGCACAGCCACCAAAGGUACGCUUGCAAAUGACAAAAUAA
This is a messenger RNA of Phytophthora infestans T30-4, 1899 nucleotides long. RefSeq names its product dynein heavy chain. NCBI's taxonomy places the organism in Eukaryota, Oomycota, Peronosporomycetes, Peronosporales, Peronosporaceae. The transcript has 2 exons. Gene Ontology annotation, molecular function: dynein intermediate chain binding; dynein light intermediate chain binding; minus-end-directed microtubule motor activity. The coding region runs from base 1 to 1899 and encodes 632 amino acids. Gene Ontology annotation, cellular component: dynein complex. The record is from RefSeq and is a predicted model, not a curated record. Gene Ontology annotation, biological process: microtubule-based movement.